GGAGGAACUGAGUGAAUUUACGAGCUGUCAGAUUUACCCAGAUGCAGGAUCAUGAGGGCUAAAUGCUUCUCACGUGAUUUGGGAUAAUAAACCCUGGAGCUCACCUGUGUUCACCUGUACAGAUUUAUACUGAUCUCACCUGAACCUGGAGACCUGAUCCUACACCAGCACUUCAGCACAGUAAACGAUCAUGAGCAGCUCGCUGACUGAACCAGCAGCAGAUCAUCACUGAGGUCUGAGGGUUUCCAUCUAGUUUCCGUUCCUCCUCGUACCAUGGGCACCACCCUGAGUGAACCCUGCAUUUACGACAAGCUCUCCGAGAGCAUCGACAUCCUGCGCCAGUCCGGUUACAGGUACGGCAUGUCCGAGAGAGAGAUCGAGAAAUUCAUCAAGCAAGUUCUGGAGACCAACGAGCCUCGGAGGGACCCCGCCCAGUUCCCUGUUCUACGUGCCACUGUUAAGAUUGUUUUGGCGGUCGGUGUGUUUCUGGUGCUGGUUUUGGCGUUCACGUAUCCUCAGAGUUUUUCUCAGUCUGGAUCGGUCAGUACAGGAGAUCAGAACAACUGGUCGUCACCACUGAGCCACAUCCGCCUGCUCUCGCUGCCCAUCGCCAAAAAAUACAACCUGCACAGCUUCCAUGCAUGGUGGAGUGUAUUCGGUGGCUCUCACACGAUGCUGAACUGUUCAGGAUGUGCUGGUGUAUCUUCAGUGCAGGAGCUCGCCACACUGAACACCCUGUCUGUACCUACAGGAACACGACCUGUCCUACUGAAGGGUGGAGAGUCGCUGUGUUUACAGCGGCAGCAGUUGGAGGAGCUUUACUCCACACACUCCACCUCCAUGAGUCUCCUGAUGGAGGAGGAUCAGGAGGAGAUCUCAGACGUGGGGUCGCAGGAGAAGGUUUUUCCUCAGGGCCCAGCCAACUUCAGCCUCCUCUGGAGGUUCGACUCAGGUUCCAGGAGGCAGGCGUUCCGUUCUCUCCUCCCUAAUGCGCUGCACAGCCCCCUGCUGGAGAGUGUGGGGAGUACACUGCAGAGCUGCACGGUGACCCACAGCACCGGCUCUCAGAGCAGAGGUGCGCGGGUUUCAGGCUGGGUGUUGGUGGGUGAUGGCUCUCCGACAGUGCGUGUGUUACCUCUCCAGCGCUGCCAAACACACUGUAGCUCCUUCAACCUCUGGCUCGAACCAGGAGAUCUGGUGUACGCAGACGGGCGCUACUGGCAGCUGGAACUGUUCCCUGGACGAGGAGAGAACGUGGUGUGUGAGGGAUCUGCUCUCUGAGGAACCGUUCAGAGGGUCUGGACCUGAUCUGUGCAGCGUCUGAUCUUCUGCUGCUUUCAGUUUGGCUUUAAAUUUGGUGUCCAGAUGUGAUUUGCUAGAUGGACGAUGUGAUUACAGCCCUGAUCAGCUGCUGGACUGAAGGUUUGGAUCCAGCGAGAGGUUCCGUCAGUUCUGUUCUGGUUGAAGUGAGAGCGUGUGAACAGAAACAUUAAUAAUGACUUGAGUGUGUGAUGAUAAUCACUUCUACAAUAUAUCACGACAUUAUAACGUUUGACCUGUAUGGUAAAUAUUGUGGUAAAUGGUAGAAACGAUUAUCAGCACUCAGUUAUAAUUCAUGUAAAUGACGUAAACACUUCAGUCCUUCUGAUUUAGAGAAGAUUUGGUUUUGAUUCCACGUCCACGUGCCACUGCUGAUCUGGACUUAGCUGCUAUUGUUUCUCUAACCUGAAACAUCUCAGCUUCUUCAAAACGAGCACAGAGAACAUCAGCAUCUUCAUCAUCAUCAUCACCUUCAUCAUCAUCAUCACCUUCAUCAUCAUCAAUCUGAUCAUCAAUCUUAAUCUACUUCUUAAUCUUAAUCUACUUCAUGACCUCCAUCAGCAUCAGGUACUAAAUCACUUUAGUUUUUGUAAUUUAGUUGAUUACUGGUGUAAAUAUUCACUUUACACACACACACACACACACACACACAAUGUUCUCUUGUUUUAAACCUGAAGAUCACGUCUUUAUAAUCAUAAACAAUUUGUUUCUUACUAUAAAAAGUAUUUAUACUCCACACAGUAUCAUCAGUAACCUGAAAAAGCAUUGAAGCAUCUAUAGAAAGCAAUAAUUCACCUUCAGGCUUCAUUCUGACCCUCUUCACCUGGUUAAACCAUCAUUAAUCCCCCGAGGUUCUGAGGGUUCCUGUGAUGGACUCAAAAUUCUCCUCAAAUCUCUAAUAGCACUGAGGUCAGGAGAUGGAGUUCUUGUUUUUGAAACUAAAUGGAAUUCUCCUCUGUGUCCUGAUACUUUUGCUCCAGCAGCUCAGUGGGAUCAUAUGGAUAUGAGAGUUUUGUUCUGAUUGGUCAAAAUGCUGCUGUGCUGAUUUUAGCAUUUCUGUGCUUCUGUUUAACUGGAGGAGUUUAGCGUGGUCUGUAGGAACGGAGAUGAUUGUAGAACAAACCUCAUUUUCUUUUUUACAUUUUAAAUUUAAUUAGGGAGGGAAAAGCAUACAAAACCAGCUGUGUUUUAUCUGAAUAAAAAUUAUAAUGAUCUCUGAUUAUUAAUUAAAAUAGAAGGUUAAUCAGACACAAGCUGCAACUCUAAUAAUCCACCAGCAGGUGGCAGCAAACCAGCGUGAGAUUGGUGCCCUCUGCAAACUAGUACUGUUUCAACUUUUACAUACCCAGUUCCCCCUGCAUCGUGUGCACAUGCAGCACAAGUUCAGAAGUGUGGAGUAAAUUAUUUAGCAGGAACACACUUAACCUUUUCUACUGUGGGAUCUCUCAUCCGUACACCUCAGUAUUAGUUCUGCAUUUUAUUCUUCAAGUUACAAAAACUCGAUAAGCCAGAAAUAAAAGAAUCACCACUUUACAUUUAUGCUUUUUUAUUUUCACUAUGUUGUAAUUGUACAGUACAGUUUGGCUCAGAUUUAAAGGUAAAUUAUGUUAGUGUUUAUUAUUUAAAGGAAUAAUCAGAUCCUGCUGAUAUGUAAUUGUUUAUUUUGGUAAGAAUUUGAUUGUAAAUGGUUAUAAUGAAGGUUUUCUUUAAUAAAGCAAAGCUGCUGUUUAUAAAGAUAAA
Molecule: messenger RNA, 3060 nt
Organism: Trichomycterus rosablanca
Lineage: Eukaryota; Metazoa; Chordata; Actinopteri; Siluriformes; Trichomycteridae
Gene: c24h6orf89
Product: chromosome 24 C6orf89 homolog
Exons: 9
Coding region: 274-1281 (335 amino acids)
Cellular component (GO): nucleolus; Golgi membrane
Source: RefSeq, a predicted model, not a curated record